Orbicella faveolata is the source of this 2080-nucleotide messenger RNA. RefSeq lists its product as uncharacterized. Gene Ontology annotation, cellular component: heterochromatin. Gene Ontology annotation, biological process: rDNA heterochromatin formation. Lineage: Eukaryota; Metazoa; Cnidaria; Anthozoa; Scleractinia; Merulinidae. The record is from RefSeq and is a predicted model, not a curated record. Gene Ontology annotation, molecular function: DNA binding.
CUACAAUGAAAUGAUAUAGUAAGAGGAAAUCAGAUGUUAAUAAUAAUUGUCUAACAACACUUGGAAAUUAAGUUGGUAUAGAGGAGUGGGUUCUUAACAGAGGUUUUUUCACUUAUCAUUAAGAAUAGUAGCAUUCCAGUAGUUAAAUUCUGUAAAAGAAAGAAAUCAUUUGCUGGUAGUUGCGGCAAAGUUCAGCCUGACACUGCUAAUCUUUCUUUGAAGUUGUUUCACACGAUGGACUUAGGGGCUGAAGUGAACGGGCGCCUGACAACACUGUUAUGGAAAGUGGAAAAGCUCCUUGAAAAUCAGGAAAGAGUUCUGAAAAAUCAGGACAAGCUAUUAAAGCUCGUGGAGAAUCAACAGGGAAUGUCACCGGCAAGAAGUUCAGUGUCAGUAGAUCGGGGCUUGGUAAAUGGAGUAAGAACUGUAAAUCAUGACCGUUCAGGACCUGACAAGCACAGCAAAUAUACAGGUGAAGUUAGUAUAUCGGCAAGUCUGCUGGAAGCUGUUGCUCAUGUAAAAAGUAAAUCACUUCAGGGUGACACCAGUUAUGUACCAGCGCCAUUUCCAAGCACUGUUGAUGGCAAGGUAUUUAAAGCUGCAUCAAGGAUAUUGGCUGGUUCGUCUACAUGUAACACUUCAGAGACUAAUGGAGCUCAGCACAGUCUAUCAAUACGCGAGUCUGCUGAUGAAAGUGUGGCACAUCAAAAUGCAGAAAUUGUCUCUCCAGUGUCAACAGCUCUUAAUGCUGGAUGUGUUAACUGUGAUAGCAGUAGUGGUAAUAAAGAUGAUCAAGAUGAGCAGUCUAGUGACACUGUGGAGGUAAAAGAGCUGUUGUCAUGGGCAGAAAGGAUUCAGAAAACAAGUUGCUCUGUGGGAAACUUUAGCGUCAACUUGGUAAAAGUUCUAUUUACAAAAGAUGAAAUGUUGAACAGAAAUUGCUCAGGCACAAGAGGAAAAGUUGCACUUGAUAGUGGAAAACUUGAUCUUAUUAAGUUCUGUGCAUUUAAACUGUAUUCUGUUCCUCCAGCCGAACAAGAUAUAGUCUGGAAACAUAAGUGCGUUGUAUCAAUUGAUGAGUUUCUGAGAAGAGGAAAUAGAGCUCGGGUUCAAAACAGAUCAAGGGACACUCCUUUAGACUUGUCAAUUACCGAUUGUGCGAGAGACGAUGUUAAAGUCAACACAAACAGUGUCGAUGAGACAUGCGAUAAGUAAACUAUCUUGCAAGCCUCAUACAUGUGUAUGGGGAUUGUCAAAAAAAUAGUCCUACAUCAUUCACGUGAGGUGCAUGUACCUUAUGAACAGUAGGCAAACAUAUUCAGUUUGUAUUGAUUUUAGCACACUGGUUUAUUGAGGUACCCUUUGUAUAUAAAUUUUGUUUUAUGAAAACUGCAUUUUAACAUUACGCUGAAUGUGCACCCAACUCUCAAGCCAUUUGACUGGAACAUGUUUGUUGUUACAGCAAAGAAAAUAGUUGUAGGUUCAGAUUUGGUAAUAUUAUAAUUCUAUACCAGUAUGUCAAGCUGGUCACAUUUUUAAUCGUUCAUUAAAAGUACAUAGAGUAUACAUCAUUUUAGAAAGGGUUUUUGUGGCAUCUGGCAACCUAGAAAAUAUCUCUUGCUAGACUUGGAAAAGGCUGCAGUUAGCCUUUAGUUGUCAGUGAAAUCUUUGUGGAUAGAAUCACUGAUUACGUUGGAUGUUGAUGAAGUAUGGAUGAUGUUUUGAGAAACAGUUUUCCCUUAAGACUAGUACAAAAAGAAGAUUGGCUUUUGGUGUUAUUUUCUUUGUAGAGGUAACUUGUAUAAUUUUUAUUAAAAUUAUCAGUUGCCUUGAGCUAAGUGGGGGUUUUCAUGUAUCCUUAUACAUGUACACUUACUCAUAGAGAUUGUGUUUGGUUUUUACAUUGAAUUUUGUAAGCUGUGAACAAAACUUUGACCAAGGUUACUAUAAAAUGUGAUGUUUUUUGGAAAGAAGAAAAAGAAUUCACAAGUUUACUAAUAUUGUAUGUAAUUUUAGUUUCUUAGCUUAACAUACUACUUGUAAGAUGCGUCAAAUAUAGAUCUUGUUAUUUUGAACCAAG